Mugil cephalus (flathead mullet) is the source of this 3522-nucleotide messenger RNA. It is a transcript of the gene gtf3c3, whose product is annotated as general transcription factor IIIC, polypeptide 3. The transcript is spliced from 19 exons. The record is from RefSeq and is a predicted model, not a curated record. Lineage: Eukaryota; Metazoa; Chordata; Actinopteri; Mugiliformes; Mugilidae. Gene Ontology annotation, molecular function: protein binding. Gene Ontology annotation, cellular component: transcription factor TFIIIC complex. Gene Ontology annotation, biological process: transcription by RNA polymerase III. Bases 164 to 3007 code for a protein of 947 amino acids.
UACUAGUCACGUGGUAGGAGUUUAACGGGCUGGCGAAUAGUGCACGUCAGGUAGCAUGUUUAAAAAAUAUCUCUUUUGACAUUUUACUUUGAGGCUGUAGUGGCGUUAUGCGCCGGGGUUUGUUCGAAGAAGAAGUCCUACUGGGUUAGCCUCGCCUGGAGACAUGUCUGGGUUCAGCGCGGAGCUAAUAGACUAUCUGGAGGGGAGGAUAACUUUUGAGGAAUUCGACAAAAGGAGAGACGAACGAAAAACCAAGGAGUCGGAAGUGACCACUGAAGAUGCGGAUGAUGACGCGCAGCCUUCCACCUCGGCACAAACCACGGCCAAAAUUGAGGACGGAGUCAGCCCGGGAGUCCAGCUGGCGUUCGCCUCUAUACUGGGAGAAGCAGCAGAACCACCGUCUUCGGAGGAGGAUGACGAAGAGGAAGAAGAGGAGGACAGCUUAAGCUACGUCGACGACGAUGAAGAUAAGGACUACAACUUGGAGGAGGGGGAGAAGGCAGAGGCGGACGGGGCGGAGAAAAGGCAGAAGCGAGGCGGGAGAGCAAAGGGCAGGAGGAGGAAGAAGAAGGCGGAAGGGGAGCAGCAGGAGGAGGAGGAGGAGGAAGAUGUCACGGUGGGAGACGUGUUCGCGUUGGAGAUGGAGCUGAAUCGAGAAAACAAGAAGAUGAUGAAGGGGAGACGCCACGGCAGCAAGCUGCCCCGAGCUCUUAGAGGCCUGAUGGGAGAAGCCAACAUCCGCUACGCUAGAGGAGAGAAAGAAGAUGCCAUCCUGAUGUGUAUGGAGAUCAUAAGACAGGCUCCUCUGGCCUAUGAGCCUUUCUCCACGCUGGCUAUGAUCUAUGAAGACGACGAGGACAUGGACAAAGCGCUGCAGUUCGGUCUGAUCGCCGCCCACCUCAACCCCUCCGACUGUGAGGAGUGGAUCAGACUGGCUGACAUGUCUCUCGAGCAGGACAACAUCCGUCAAGCCAUCAUCUGCUACAGCAAAGCCAUCAAGUACGACCCCACCAACGUGCGCUACCUGUGGGAGCGCUCCAGCCUCCACAUGCGUCUGGGAGAGCACAAACAGUGCAUGGACGGCUACCGCAGGAUCCUCUCCCUGCUGCCGCUGGAGGAUGGAGAGCACUUCAUGCAGCUCUCCAAGGACAUGGCUAAGAGCUAUUACGAGAGUAAUGACCUGCCCUCAGCUCUGAGCGUGAUAGAGGAAGCUCUUGCGCGACAUCCCAGCUUGGUCAGCGAUGACUUCAUCAACAUGGCAGCUGAGCUCUACAUCGCCAACCGCCAGUACAACAAGGCCUUGCAGGUCUUGGUCCAGUUUGCGGGCAUUGUUUUAGUCAGAGCCGAGUCGACGUCGGACGUCGCGGUGCCAACGCCAGAAGAGAAAGUGGAAGAGAAGAUGACAGGGGAGCAGGAAGAGAAGAACGAAGAAGGCGCAAAGUCAAAGACUGAAGCAGAACUUGCAGCAGAUGAGACCGGUGAUAUAACUGAUAUACAGGUACCAGACAGCGUACCAGUGGACCUGAGGGCCAAGCUUAUAGUCUGCCUCAUCCACCUACAUGUCUACACCCCCCUGGAGGGCUUGGUGUCGUCACUAAUGGAACAGAGUCCGGAGGAGAUCGGUGACUUGUACCUGGACGUGGGUGAAGCCUACCUGGAGGAGGGCGAGUACUUGUCUUCUCUGCCUCUGCUGUCUGCCCUCGUCAUAUCUGAGAAGUACAACCUGGCUGUUGUCUGGCUGCGACAUGCAGAGUGUCUGAAGGCUCUGGGCCACAUGGAGGCGGCAGCUGAAAGCUAUACCAAGGUGGUGGAGAUGGCUCCGCAGCACCUGGAGGCUCGGCUCUCCCUCGCCACUCUUCAGCAGCAACUGGGCCGCAUGGAUUGCGCCCUGAAGGCGCUGGAGUCCAUGUACGAUAGCGACACAUUGGCUCAGGAUUCCUCCGCUGCACAGAAGGAAUUAAAGCUGCUGCUGCAUCGCUCCACUCUCCUGAAGACACAGGGACAAAUACAGGACUACCUGGAUGCUAUGAUUACUAUGAUCUCCAUGUUGUUAAAGGUGGCCAUGCAGCGAGCGAAGGUGUGCGUGCGCUCUGUGAUUGUGUCGGGCAAAAAUCACCUGAGGCUGGUGAAGGUUGAAAACAUGCUGUCGGAAAUUGCCGACCACGAAACCGCAUAUUUAGACAACACUGGUAAAACCAACGUCAUGUCCAAAGAGGACUGGUGGCAGCUGCUGGUGAGUUGCAUGCGGACGUUGUGCGAGGUGAAGCGCUACGAGGAGGCGGAGCUCCUGGUGGAGUCGGCCAUGGAGUUCUACUCCUUCUAUGACAACAAACCCAGGAGGAAGGAGCUGGAAUUCUUUGGCCUGUCCGCCACCAUCCUCGACCGCAACCACUACAAGGCCUACAACUACAUCAGAUUGAUGCUGAUGGAAAAUGUGGACCUGCCUCAGCUUUGGAAUAUUUUCAACCAGCUGACGAUAACUUCCCAGCACCAGCGCCACCAUCGGUUCUGCCUGCGUCUGCUGUUAAAACAUCCCAACAACCACGCCUUGUGUGUCCUCUGUGGACACAACGCCAUGGUGUCUGGGAGUUUCAAACACGCUCUAGGCCAGUAUGUACAGGCCAUCCAGACUCACCCUGACAAUCCGCUACACAGCCUGUGUGUGGGUCUCACCUUCUUCCACAUGGCAUCUCAAAAGUACGUUGCCAAGCGACACACACUGGUGCUCCAGGGUUUUUCCUUCCUUUGGCGAUACGUGGACUUACGUGGAGUGUGCCAGGAGAGCAUGUACAACCUGGGCCGAGCCCUGCACCAGAUGGGCCUCACUCAUUUGGCCAUACAUUACUACCAGAAGGCACUUACGCUACCUGCUCAGAAAAUGGACGGCAUCGCGGACGAUCAGGUUGAUCUGAAGAAGGAGAUCGCCUUCAACCUCUCGCUCAUCUACCAGGCCAGCGGGAACAUGGAAAUGGCCCGGCAGCUCAUCAACACGCAUUGCAUCGUUUGACAAUUCCUCAACGUCCUCGCCCGCAUUUUGGACGUUGGGUCAGUUCAGUGCUGGCAACUGAAUCACUGUGAAUAUAUGGAGUUCUCAGAAUGCCUUAUUAAUAAAUAAAUACAUCUCUAAAUACUGAAAUAGUAAAAGCUGAGAAAAUUCAAAAAAUCCAUUUAAAGACCACUUAUACGGCUAGUACGACUUAUUUAAGAUAACUUAAUGGCCUGUGAAUCGUGCCGGCUUUCCCAGUUUACUGUCCUGUUGUAGCCUGGUAUUAAUGACUAUGUUUCAACCAAUAGAAAGAAAAAAAAAUACUGUCCUGUUGGUUCGUCCUACAACCAAUCAGCCAUCUUUUGUUUUUUGUGACCCCACGGCAACUCUUUUUCCGUCAUCUCAUAAAGCCCACCCAAGAGAUUUGAUUGGCUCGGCAGAUUUUUGCCGCAUCCUAAUCACUUUUCAACGGAGUAACUCCAGACCAACUCUCCACUGCAAAAAUAUUUUUGUAAAUAAAUAUUUAUAUUUUGAGA